This is a messenger RNA of Mercurialis annua (annual mercury), 735 nucleotides long. RefSeq names its product translocator protein homolog. The record is from RefSeq and is a predicted model, not a curated record. Gene Ontology annotation, cellular component: membrane. Lineage: Eukaryota; Viridiplantae; Streptophyta; Magnoliopsida; Malpighiales; Euphorbiaceae. Bases 1 to 573 code for a protein of 190 amino acids. The transcript has a single exon.
AUGAAUUCUGAAGAAAACAUAAAACACCGAGUCAAAGACUCAGACACUCGCAAGAACGCAGACAUGAGAACAACUUAUUCUAGACGGGACAAGAGAAUGGCCAUGGCCAAACAAGGAGUCAAAUCAUUAGCUAUAGCUUUAGCUUUUCCUCUCUCUAUUACCCUUCUCACCAUCUAUUUCUUCAGCUCCAGUAACGGCUACGGCGCCGUCGUUUCGAGCAAACCGUUCUGGUUCCCCCACAUGUGGGCUCUACAUUUGACAUGUUUGGCUUCAUGUUUUAUGAUGAGUCUCUCUGCAUGGCUCGUUUGGGCUGAAGGAGGGUUUCAUAAGAAACCGUCGGCUCUUUCUCUUUACUUGGCUCAGUUUGGUUUGGGUUUAAUUUGGGAGCCAAUUGUGUUACGUAUAGGUGCCACUUGGGUUGGUUUAGUGGUGUGCUUGGCUAUGUUUGGAGCUCUGGUGGGGUGUUUUCGUCAGUUUAAAAUGAUGAGUCCUAUUGCUGGGGAUUUAGUUAAGCCUUCUUUGGCUUGGGCUGCAUUCUUAGCUAUUGUAAAUCUUAAGCUCGUCUUCCUUUGAAGAUAAUAUACAGGUGAUCAUGUUAAUAUAGCUUAUGGUUGGUUUGUUUGUUUUUUCUUCUUAUUUUGACCAUGUAAAUGGUGGAUAAGGCAUUGUUUGCCAUCUUAUUGUAAAGCAUAGUUUUUAGAUAUAUUUUCAGAAAGAUUUACAGUUGUAUGUUCA